Molecule: messenger RNA, 1350 nt
Organism: Rotaria socialis
Lineage: Eukaryota; Metazoa; Rotifera; Eurotatoria; Philodinida; Philodinidae
Source: the annotation of a GenBank genome assembly
AUGGCUUCGAUUCCUUGUUCGCCUCAUCGUUCACCAUCUAGUAUGAAAGAUCUACAAAAUUUAUUUGAAAAUCCACUCGUUUCAUGCGUAUCACCGCCAACAACACCGCCAUUACAAUUUUUUAAUAUGCGUGUUACUGAAAGGUUACAUCGUUAUCGUACAAUAAAACGACACUGGCAUGAAGUAACAGCAGCUGUUAAACAUGAACUCUUGUCACCUCUAAAAACAGACUCUAGCUCAUCUAGCCCUGAUAUCGCAACCUUAACACAAGAGCAAAUUGUAGAAACAAAAUUUACUGAUGUAAAAGAUAACAUUCCUUCAAUAACAACAAUAGGAAUGAAAGAAAUCAAUGAUAAAAACUACAUCGAUUUUUAUCCAUUACAUUCACGAAUACAGUACGAUUUAAUUAAAUUACGAAGGCUUAUUAAAGAGACACAGAAAAAACGUAUUGAAGUCAUAUCUUCGAAACCAAACCCAAAUAAUCAACCAUCCGGAGAAGGAUCAGUGAAGAUCCUUUUGGAAGAUCAAGAUGAUAAUGAUAAUAAUAAUAAUAAUAAUAAUAAUAUAACAAACAAUGGGAAAUCAUCGCUAAGGAAAACUAAAUUAUUUGAUCGUGUAAAAAUUCCCGGUUCACAAAUGCAUUCAUCGACAUUUCCACAAAGUAAUUUCCCGGAGAAGAAAUUUGUGACUACAAAUUAUGCGACAAACACUUGCUCGCAAUCUUUAAAACAAAGACAAAAAAGCAAACAAAAAGUCAACAGUAAAACAUUUAAUAUUUGUCGUAGUAAAAUCAAUGCUUGUAUUCCUCCUGAUUCGAUCGUGAAUCGUGCAAUACAAACAAAGAAAAAACCAAAUACACCACCUAAAACAAGUUCAACUAUGAGUUCAAAACAAACUCCUCCUUUUCGUCUUCCUGUUGCACCAGUAUUGAACAAAAAGCAACCGAGCAUUAUUAAACAUGAAAAUAUAUUACCACCUGUUCAGCGACCAUCAAAAGGUGAACAAACAACACGCCUAUAUACUUAUGCAGCAUCAACUUCAUCGGCAACUCCACAUUCUAUGAAACUCAAUCGAAACAGAUCAUUACUACCAAUACUUAUAACAUCGGUUUCAUGCAUAGGUAUGCAAGUACAGGAAAAUUAUUCUGAAACAGCUGACAAUAACAAUCAAGAUGAUUAUUAUAAUUUACUUCAUUAUAAACAAUUGAUAAAUCAUUUACCAAAACCAAUUAUAUCAAUUCGUCCACAAUAUAAUCAAGAUGACUAUGGAAUAUUAUUUGAACAAUUAGAUCAUAUACGAGAAACAAUGCCAGAUUCACAUGUUUAUGAUAAUUAUGCACGAGCUUUUUAA